UCAUGACGUGCUCAGAGGAUCGUUACCCACUCGGGUUGGCUGCGACUGGAAGAUGACAGCAGGUCUGCUGAGCGUUCCCAUCAUGAGGCCUAACGGCUGCUGGACCAUCCUGCAGCUGUCCGUCUUGGCAGGGCUGCUGCUCACCCUAAACGCUGACAGUGAAAAUCCAGAUUGUGGAGUUGAAAUCAAAGUACGUCGCCACACGGCUCAUAACGCUUUCCAUGGGGAAGAGCUCCAGAUCAACUGCACAGUUGCUUUUUGCAACAAAAAGCCACCAACAGUGACCUGGUUUAAAUUUGAGAAAAAUGGCACAGCUGUCCCUGUCAAUGUGAGCGGUGGAAGUCACAUUACAGAGGAGUGGAAGCUUUUGAGUGAUUAUGAAGGAAUAUUGUUUUUAAAUUUCAAAAAAAUACUCAGAAAAGACUCUGGUCAGUAUCAUUGUCGAAGUGAAGGCAGCGUGAGUCACAACAUCAACGUCUCUGUCACUGGUGAUGGUGAUCCCACCAAUGUUACAGAGAAUAAUGACACAAAUCGCACACCUUCUGACCCUGACCCCCCACCAGAUCUAUGGAUGUACAUCUAUUUGGCUGCUGGGAUUUCAGGAUUCGUCAUCGUAGUGAUUAUUAUAUCUAUCUUGUCAAUGCACGGGUGUAAAGGAAAACCAAAAAAAGAGGUGCAAACUGAAAAUCAGUACAUUGCUAUCCCCAUGGUGGAGCAACCGCUCCAACCCGCCAGCGCCCAGAACUCGCCAAGAGUCAGCCCCUCAGCGCCGCCAUGUCGGAGAUCCACCCGGAGAAAGACCCCGGCCGCACAACCCAACGAGCUGCCGCUACCCAGAGACCAUGUGCACGUUUACGGCGAGGUGAAAAAGGGCGAGGAGAGACAUAGGAAUACGGCGGAGGAAGAGGGGAGUUCUGUGGUGUACGCUGCUCUCAACCAUCAGCUUCCAGCCAGAGCUGCAGCUCGGCCGCGCAGGCAGGUGGAAGAGGCUUCGGAGUACGCAGCUAUCCGUAUUAAAGACCCACUGGACUGAAUUACUCAAAGCGGACAACUCACAGGUUGGCUAAUCUGGCAACAAACCACACUAGAGGACCAUUAGUACGUCCCAGAGGAGAUCAGGAGGCGUCUGAUACCGGACACACGGGGCACCCUCUGGACCUGUAUGAGGCACACAAGGCUUUCAACUCCAUGCACAGCAAUAUUAGAAGCUUAAAGCACGUCAAACAUCUUGUCCCGUGUAAAACCAAAAGUGAACGCUGAGUGAAAUACUUUGACAACUUACAUACAUAUUUAAAGAGAUGGUUCGGAUCUUUUGACGUGAGGUUGUAUGACUGGGGAUUCACACCGGGCGCGUUACAGCAGCAGCACGUCAGUUUAGCGAGCCGGUCGUAUACACGCGAGAUCACGCGAUAAUCCUGACCAUACGGGAGACCGCGAGAUCCCAUGAUAAACUCUAAACUCUAUUUAUACAGUCUAUGGAUAAACUGUGUGUAUAAAGUAAACAACAACAACAACAACAACAAACAGCUUACUUUGCUUCUCUGACGUGAAAGAUCUGUUGAUCUGACCAUCUAUCCUUAUAAAAACAAUAUGUUAUGUCAUAAAUGAUUGUAUGAUGUUCCACUUCAAAAAUCUGUCUCUUGUCGUCCGUGUCGCCGAUCCUCUGAGACCCUUUGAUUGAUUGAUUGAUUGAUUGAUUGAUUGAUUGCUGAUCUGGUGCCUCGGUCAUAACAUAAUGUUGAUGUGAAGUAGUUUUAGGCUGCAUGAACUGCGUAUUGUGUUUCAUUUUGAAAGGGGCGGAAGUGUUUUACGCUGAUUCUGAGUCGGACUUCCUGUCUGGUGAUCUGCUCUGUUGAGAUUUACGCGGUUUGGCAGCGUCUCGCGGAGAAAUAGAAGUCCUACCUAAUGCUCGCGGAGAGACGCUGCUGAGACGCUGCUGUAACGUUACGCAUCGCAUGGAAAUGCUCUCAUUGAUUAGAGUGUUACCUAUUUGCAACGGCGAACGCGACGCUGACGUGACGCUAUGUAUGUAGUGUUGGCAGGAAACAGACUGUCACAAAAUGUAUUUUAACCACAUAAACAAAGGCCCACCCUAAUUAUGUUAUACCCGUCACAGAUCGGCUGUUUUGGACUGAAUCAAACAGAACUGACUUUACAGUUUACAUAGCGGCAUCAGCAGCUAGCCGGGGCUCUUUCUUGGCUCUAGUUUCCACCAAAGUUUCCCCUCUCUCUCUCUCUUUCAGCCCUUUCAGUCUCCAUCAGCAAUAGUCCUUCUUCUGUAUAUUCCCAAUUCCAAAAAUAUUUACUUUUGUCUUUGGCAAUUUAAUCGUCAUAUGUGUAGGAAUAUGGGUCUGCAGUUGAGAAAAAAGUAGUUCCAAAUGUAAUAGAGCGUACACAUAAACGGGUAUAAUAUUUUAAGGUUGGGCUUUUGUUUAAGUGGUUAAAAUACCUCGUACAACCUCAUUUCAUAAAAAUCUGAAUUACGCCUUUAAAUUGACAGAACAUACAUUACAUGAACUUUUCCCAAACAUAACCAUGUCGUUUUGUUUAAAUUCACAAUGUUAACCACGUGUUUAAAACUGCAUCCGUAGUGGAGUGUUUUAUUUUGAUGCCCAGUGUGUUAAAAAGUGACGCCAAGGCGUCCUGAACAAAUGUCCGUAGCUGAUGAACUAGGGAUGAAAACGUGUCAGGGGGAAGUGGUCCUCCAUUACCAUGAACACACACAUUGUACAACCUGAUUCCAAAGAAUGGACGUUGUCUAAAACGCAAAUAACACAGAAUUACUCACUAGUGCACCAAACGUGGAGUAAUCCGCAGCUGAAAAUAGUCCCUUACAAACUCGCUAUUUAUUCCUGUUUGAAUAACAUCCACUAAACUCUACAAUGCCCAGCUAUUUCAGGAAAUGAUCUGUCAAAAAUGAAACUAUAUCUUUGUGCCCCAAUUUGAAAGUUUUACACCUUCAGUUGGAAAUGACUUGUCUGGAAAAUAUUGAAAGAUGGACAAUGUUGGAUUCAGGCUCCAUAAAUCUGCAGCACUGGAGACGGCGAAAGCAGCACCACCUCUGAACAAACUUAAUGUAUUUUUUUCACAGAAUUAUUUCACAAACUAUCUUCAACUAAUAUGGAUUUGUUUUGAAUGUUUUGUAUCAUGCACGUCC
Messenger RNA from Centropristis striata (black sea bass), 3157 nucleotides. Its product is annotated as B- and T-lymphocyte attenuator-like. Bases 53 to 1033 code for a protein of 326 amino acids. Gene Ontology annotation, molecular function: signaling receptor activity. The record is from RefSeq and is a predicted model, not a curated record. The transcript has 6 exons. Lineage: Eukaryota; Metazoa; Chordata; Actinopteri; Perciformes; Serranidae. Gene Ontology annotation, cellular component: plasma membrane. Gene Ontology annotation, biological process: immune response-regulating cell surface receptor signaling pathway.